Molecule: messenger RNA, 3687 nt
Organism: Oncorhynchus masou masou (cherry salmon)
Lineage: Eukaryota; Metazoa; Chordata; Actinopteri; Salmoniformes; Salmonidae
Product: prospero homeobox protein 1-like
Exons: 5
Coding region: 94-2175 (693 amino acids)
Biological process (GO): regulation of transcription by RNA polymerase II
Cellular component (GO): nucleus
Molecular function (GO): DNA-binding transcription factor activity, RNA polymerase II-specific; RNA polymerase II cis-regulatory region sequence-specific DNA binding
Source: RefSeq, a predicted model, not a curated record
CAGUAUUGCCCUGUUAUAAUAACUCUCCUCUCCUGUGGCAAGCAUCAAUUCUUCUCUCUUUUCUGGACAGCUAUCUUCACUCUGAGCAACAGCAUGAACCCAAGCCUUCUGGACCACAGCAUGCAUCAUUUCCCCAGCAGCACCUACCCAGAGGACAGAGCAGAGCAUCCUCCCUCCUUUCUACACGACAACACAUACAACUCGUCCACCCCGCCAUCCUCAUCUCGCUCAAGUGGAGGAUCCCUUAUCUCUAUGCUCCUACAGAAAACCGUUGAGAGUGAACAGACCCUCCAGGAGAGCUCUGCUGCAUAUUACAACCCCGACGCGCAUAUUUCCUUCUCUGCCUUGACGAGCCCUAGACUGGUGGAUCAUCACAGCAGCACUUCUUCCAAGAGCAGCAGCACCACCAUGGAGCCUCUGUCUCCAGCCAGCCAGGCAUCCACCGGGGCCAGCCCCAAUGGAGCCGGGUGGAACCAGGACUGGACCCUGGAGCUGGGGGAUAGAUGUCAGGCAAAGCGUGCCAGAGUGGAGAGCAUCAUCAGAGGCAUAGCAGUCUCUCCUCCCAGUCCCAGUGUCCAUUGUACACAUGGAGAGACCACUCCUACCAGCGACCUUCAGAGUGAGACAAUGGAAAACAAACAGGAGAGCAAAAGGAAACAGAGGGUGCCGCAGCACCAGGAUCUCCUGAGGACGGGGGGCGCCAGCGGAAAGAGUACGGACGAAGGCCAUAACCUGAAGAAGCAGCUUCAGACCAUGCAGAGGCUCCUGGGUCAACUCCAGGCCAGGUUCAUCCAGAUCUACGAGUAUCAGACUCAGGAGGACGUCAGGGAUGGGACGUUUUCAACAGGUGUGAUGGAGGACGACCGCCAAAGUACUUGGAACAAAGGAUACCCGGAGACAGAGGUGUUUAUGGACCCUUACAGUGAGUUUAACAAUGGAGGGCCUUUAGAUAGAGGUCAUCUGGGGUGGAAGAAUCACAAGCUAACUGACUACAUCCACUCAAACCCAGACAAAGAAGACAAACUCCUAGCAGAUAUUCUCAAGUAUGAGCUCUCCAGAGCCGUAAACUCAAGCGUUGACUCGAUUUUCAAAAACAUAUCACAUACAUUAAUCAAGCCACCACAGCUACACAUCAAGGAUGGGGGAAUGGUGGAAACAAACGAUGAGACCGUGUUCCUCAGCUCUCAUGAGCCAGCGUCAUCAUCCACCCACGUAGACAGCAUGUCACGACUCCCCCCAUGUUCCAAGAGUGGUAUGGCCCAACAACUACCAGAGAUUCAAACCGAGGCUCUAUCUCUGGUUGUUCAAAAGCCUGCUUCAAUGACUCGCCCAUGUUCUCUAAACCUGACAGUGAAAAGGCCUCUCCAUUUCCAUCAGCCCUCACUCCUAUACAACCACCCCACUGAUCUACAGGAAGACCACCAAGUACUGGAUAACCUGAAACACAACGGUUUCCAUCACGAUACCUUCGGAGGGCUCCCGUGUAGACCUACUACCACGGGUCUACCUACCCCAGAGAUGGUUGACUUAUUGUGGGAUCCGGUCAAAGUGAAGUCCAAGGUGACCUCCAGGCCACCCAGGAGUCCACAGGUUCACCACCCCACAGCCACAGGGCAUCAUGUGCUUCUGGACAGUCUCGGUCUCCCUCACGUUAAGAUGGAGUAUGGUAGCUUUCAGAGUAUGGUGAAGAGGACCUCAUAUGUGCUGAAUGAGGGUCUGACCACACACCACCUGAAGAAAGCCAAGUUGAUGUUCUUCUAUACUCGCUACCCUAGCUCUAACGUGCUCACAGCCUUUUUCUCCGAUAUCCAGCUCACUCGAUGUAUCAUGUCCCAGCUGAUUAAAUGGUUUAGUAACUUCAGAGAGUUCUACUAUAUUCAGAUGGAGAAGUUUGCCCGCCAGGCCCGAGUGGAGGGGGUUAACAGUGUGAGGGACGUAGCAGUGAGGAGAGACUCGGAGCUCUUCAGAGCCCUCAACAUGCAUUACAACAAGGCCAAUGACUUUCAGGUUCCUGACAGGUUCCUUGAAGUGGCUGAGAUCACACUACAGGAGUUUUACAUCUCCAUCUCCCUGGCCAGAGACUCAGACCCAUCCUGGAAGAAAGCCAUCUAUAAGGUCAUCAGUAAACUAGACAGUGACGUACCGGCUGAAUUCAAAGCCCCCCCUACAACAUAGAAAGAGACAGAUGGAGGCUGCCGUAUUUAAAAACAAAGAGUAUUUUCCUGCAUGGGCCAUGUAUUGAAUCGAAGCCAUGCUAAAAGUACAACAGCAGGACAGGGUACCCGGUCUUUCAAUAUGUGGUCGAUGUGGAAGGUUCUGUAAGUCGCUUUGGAAAAACCGUGUCUGGUAAACAAGUGUUGUUAUUAACGCCAUUUUCCAUUCAGAGGUCCGUCGUGUGAAAUGUGUGGCUGUACAGUAGACCUAUGUCACAGCUGGGUUUUUAUAUUCACAGUAGGGGGAUUGUAGAGCAAAUUGCCAUUGUAGUUUCAAUUUAAAAACAAACAAAAAAACAAUGUAUACAAUUUUGUUUGAUAUUGAGGCAUGCGUUGCUGUAGAAUCUAUUAUUAAAACCAUGUUGGCGCACGUGAAUAAAAUUAGUAUUUUUGCUACAUCAGAUCAAUCUAGCAAUAAUACAAGAGACCUUCAUUUGGAAAUUUUCAGUAUGUCAAUUACGAAGGCAGUUUCAGGCAUGUUAGUGAAUGGGAGGCGGGCAUUAUUGCAUUACAUAAUCUAAACAUGUUUUAAAGUUUCAAGAGACCACUGAUGGUUUCUAAACUGUUGUAAAGAAACAACUGGACAGACCAAAAAAAAAACCCAAACACAAUCCACACAAGUACAAAAAUCCUUUAAUAUACAAGUCAGCAUGCGUUUCAUUCUACGAGCCUGGUGUGAUCAGAACAAUGAAACCUGUAACUCACUUAACAUUGACGUCACCCUAAUACCAUUAAUUACAUAUUCACUACAUGGACUCUGGCGAAAGGAGGAGACGUCCAGCACAUUUUACUAUAACAGCAUUCUUUUAGCCGACAGACUUCAAAACUAGUUUACAUCACAUCGCUCCUUUUAUCAUAUCAAUAUACUCACCUUGACGUCUCUGCUAAAAGUUCCAGCACGUCUCACAGGAAGAGGAAAGAAGACAAAAUCAAAAGCUCCAUAUUGGAUAUUUCAAUCAGACAUGUGGUUUUCAACAGGUGUGACCUCAAAACAUGACUUGUGGGUUUGUCUUCAUAUAUCCCGGCAAUAUCAGUUGAUUCGCCCUCCAGUGGUGCUGUAGUGUUCUGUUGAGUGCAUCUCCAGGAAAUCACUGAGUCGUAGUGUAACGCCUCUCUCUAGAGCUGCCCGCAGUAGUGCCUCUCUCUAGAGAUGCCCGCAGUCAGUAGUGCCUCUCUCUAGAGCUGCCCGCAGAAGUGCCUCUCUCUAGAGCUGCCCGCAGAAGUGCCUCUCUCUAGAGCUGCCGGCAGAAGUGCCUCUCUCUAGAGCUGCCGGCAGUAGUGCCUCUCUCUAGAGCUGCCCGCAGUAGUGCCUCUCUCUAGAGCUGCCCACAGUAGUGCCUCUCUCUAGAGCUGCCCGCAGUACUGACUAGAGCUGCCCACAGUACUGACUAGAGCUGCCUACAGUACUGACUAGAGCUGCCCGCAGUACUGACUAGAGCUGCCCACAGUACUGACUAGAGCUGCCUACAGUACU